Molecule: messenger RNA, 2382 nt
Organism: Echinostoma caproni
Lineage: Eukaryota; Metazoa; Platyhelminthes; Trematoda; Plagiorchiida; Echinostomatidae
Source: the annotation of a GenBank genome assembly
AUGCGACAUCGUUUUUAUUUCCAGACCUUUUCGACCGAGCAAGCUCAUGUUUCCACUAGCGAAAGAGGAUGUCCAAUUCGACAAGCGUCAUGUGAGUCGCUACUUCCAAAGCAGUCGGCGAACGCAUGUGAUCAUACUCCGAUCAGAGCCUACAAUCCGACAAAUGGCUCGGGGUUAUGCCAGAUGGAAUCCAAUGAUCAGAACUCCUCGCCCGCACAAUCCGAAUUCGCCCAUACGUCGGGGGAGUUGGCACUAAAGAGAUCCAACCGAAUACGCGAACGAGCAGAAUCCAAUCGUGUUCUGGAUGCUGACUAUCGGAUAGGAUUCUGUGACCACCCACUUACCGCAUCAGCUCCACGGACUAAUGUAUUAGAGGCGAAUUGCGAUCCAUCCGUUAUCCACUGUGCCCCAACAAGUAAUAACGUACAUGUUACUCAGUCUGCGGACAUUGUUGAAGGUGAUUUGAGUACGGUCUCCAUAACACGACCAGGAACGGCUGUUAGUUCUCAGCCAUCUACUCCAGUUAUCACUGACUAUCCGGAAGCAGAGCAUUCGUCUUCAUGUUGUUUGUGCGGUGUCCCUUGUUGUCAUUGUCAAACACAGUGUUUUCCCUCGAAGUCAACUCCGAAUCGGUGUAAUACAUGUGCCAUUCAAUUUUUACCUUCAUCCUGCUCCUCAGUAUGUUUUUCAUCGUCUUGGUGCGGUUGGCGUUGGAACCGUUGGCGUCGUCGCCGUAUUCCGAAUGAAAAUUUGCUCGUUCUGAGCGUGAUCCAACUGUUAUGUGGUUUUGCCGCGAUCAUCCUCUCUAGUGUGGCUCUGACCAAGGCCGUAUUUUUGUAUCAAAUGGCCACUGGUAUGUGGGCCGGAUUUUUAAUGCUCAUCACUGGUACACAAGGUUUAAUCGCUUCCCGACGACCAAUCGUGUGCACUCUGACUGGUCUACUCACUCUAUGUGUUGUAGUAACAGUUGCAGCAUGUUUGCUCAUAUGUGUGUCCGUGGCGGGUACAAUUGAGGAUGGAUUCCUGGACCACGUCAAUCUUCGAUCUCGUUCUCAGCAUCAGACAAUCAAACUGACGUAUUCAUUUCAUCCGUCCCCGGGUGGAUUGCAAAAGUCCGACCAGUUCUAUAGUUUAACUUACCACGGAAUGCCGGACAAUCGGACAAUUAGUCGUCUCAGUUGGGGUGCAAUCCGUCAACUUUAUUCCGAUCGAACCUCUUCUCACUUUGUUAAUCCGUCCCAGGACACACACCUUCGUACCUGCCAGGUGAUUUUACAUGUCUUGUUGCUAUUGGUUGGAAUUUUAGAAUCCUCAGUCUCGUUGUCCACUUGUGUUCUUUGUUGUCGUUACGUGUGCUCACGCUCGGGACGUUUCGGUUCGAGUCAGAAUCCGUUCGCAACUCGUACGAAUAUUGUAUCAUUGAACGCCGCCACAGCCAAUCAAGCGGCGAGUGUGCUUCGGUCGGGUGAAUUGAACCAGUUCAUCGGAUCGGGAGAUGUUCUGUUGGCUGUGAGUGCCGGGACACCUUCUGACGCGGCAGAUCCAUCGUUCAACUUUUUGCGCCAAAAUCUGUCGGGUAUGGAACCUUGCGUCCAUCCAUCGGUUGCACCAUUCCUACCACAGCUUAAUCGUCCCGCGCUGAUUUUGACCCAGGCAGGCACAGGUGCUAUGGCGUGGACAGCAGCGCGUGCUGCAGCCACUCUGAUAUUUCAACCCCACUUGCGUCGGCAUCGCCGUGAUGGCAGACACAAUGCGACGGACCGACCACAUUUGUUGUUUACCUCACUUAGUACGUUAAACAAUCGGAAUUCUAGUGGUAACCAAAAUGGAUCUGUGACGAACAGUUCAUCCGUGGUAGCCGGGCUUCCAUCAUGUCCACCUGGAAGUACACUUAUUUAUGUGAUGCCCUCACCCAACAGUGAUUCACCUCCCAUGAUCUUCCCACCUUUCCCGCCAGUUUAUAGCUCUCUUCAAAAACGUCCGUCCACCUUCAACACACCGCGCCGUUCAGGUCAUGGAGAUAGACGUGUUACGCAUACACAUCGGAGUUCCGCUGGUGGCACUACCCGAUCGCGAAGCACCCGACCUUCAGAACACACACGGCUUGAUCGAUCUAUCACACGGCGGUACUUGUCGCGUAUAUUUACUUGGCAUCGUAACUCACCCCGUCGUAAUAAUCGUUCUUCCGAGACUCGCACCAGACGUCCAUCUCCACGUGCUUCUAAUUCCGCACUGAUUUGUGCUGGUGGCAAUCGUUUGCUGCAACCUGUGUUGAUCAUCGAAGAUCCGGAUAUAUUUCAGAUGAACUCGACGGAUCCUCCGCCGUACUCUGCGAUCGAUCAAUCUCCAAGACCGAGUGGGCAAACUUCUUCAAUGGAUUGA